Exophiala oligosperma is the source of this 2185-nucleotide messenger RNA. RefSeq lists its product as hypothetical. NCBI's taxonomy places the organism in Eukaryota, Fungi, Ascomycota, Eurotiomycetes, Chaetothyriales, Herpotrichiellaceae. The transcript is spliced from 2 exons. Gene Ontology annotation, biological process: meiotic cell cycle; double-strand break repair via homologous recombination; DNA replication. Bases 82 to 1893 code for a protein of 603 amino acids. Gene Ontology annotation, cellular component: DNA replication factor A complex; nucleus. Gene Ontology annotation, molecular function: damaged DNA binding; single-stranded telomeric DNA binding. The record is from RefSeq and is a predicted model, not a curated record.
GCCACAGAACAAACAAAUGCGUCUUUUCCUCCUCUUCAAGUUGUACAAUAAUCAUUCAACAACCCGUAACUAUCCGCAAACAUGAGUUCGAAUCCAGCUGCUGCGCUUGCGCGCAUCGACGCCGGCUCCCUUCAAGACAUCUUUGAAGACAAGCCCGGUCGAAUUCAGCAACCUGUCAUGCAAUGCGUCCAGAUCAAGGGUAUCGCCGCUAGUUCCGGAGGACCAGAGAGAUACAGAGUGAUUUUCAAUGACACAAGAAAUUACAUUCAAACCAUGCUGGCGGUGCAUCAGAAUCAUCUCGUCGAAGAGAAGAUUUUGCGUCGUGGUGUCCUGGUUCAAUUGAUGGGUUACACUGCGAACAAAGUCAAAACGAAGCGAAUCCUCAUUGUUAUGGAAAUCAAAGUCCUUGAAGAGUUUGGCGAACACGAGAAACUCGGAGAUCCAAAGCCCUUGGAGUUCAAAGCCGAAGAAGAAGAGAAGCCUUUCCCUACCUCCAUCUCAAGCAAUGGAUUCUAUGGCGCCAAACAAGAACCACAAAAACAGAGCAUGUCUAUGCCGAGCCACCCGAAGCCAUCUUCAUCCAGUGCUCACGCAAAUAUCUACCCCAUCGAAGCAAUCUCCCCGUACUCUAAUAAGUGGACUAUCAAAGCUCGCUGCACAAGCAAGUCAGACAUUAAAACAUGGCACAAUCGUAAUGGUGAAGGCAAGUUGUUCAGCGUCAAUCUUCUAGAUGAGAGCGGCGAAAUUCGUGCUACGGGAUUCAACGACCAGUGCGACAUGUUGUAUGACCUGUUCCAGGAAGGAAAUGUCUAUUAUAUUUCCAGCCCCUGCAGGGUGACAUUUGCAAAGAAGCAGUUCUCGAACCUGCCCAACGACUAUGAACUCCACUUCGAGAAAGACACCACCGUUGAAAAGGCAGAAGAGCAGGACGGAGUACCGCAAGUCCGAUACAACUUCACCAGUAUUUCCGAUCUCCAAGCGGUAGAGAAAGACACGACAAUCGAUGUCAUCGGUGUACUGAAAGAUAUUGGUGAGACGUCACAAAUCACCUCCAAGACAACCAGCAAACCCUACGACAAGCGAGAACUUACCUUGGUUGACAACACCGGAUAUUCAGUGCGUCUGACAGUCUGGGGCAAGGUCGCAGCAAAUUUUGACAUCCCACCCGAGUCAGUCGUGGCGUUCAAGGGUGUCAAGGUCUCCGACUUUGGUGGAAGAAGUCUCAGUCUGCUCAGUUCAGGUUCAGUGACACCUAAUCCUGACAUGGAAGAAGCACACAGACUCAAAGGAUGGUAUGAAGAACAGGGCCGGUCUGGCAAUUUUGCAACUCAUGCCAAUGUUCAAGGUGGUACGAGUAGUGCUGGUGGUCGCAGUGACCCCUUCAAAACAAUCUCUCAGGUCAAGGAAGAGCAACUUGGAAUGUCAGACCAGCCUGACUUCUUCUCUGUCAAGGCAUCCAUACAAUACAUCAAACAAGAGAACUUCUGCUACCCGUCAUGUUUGUCUGAAGGGUGCAACAAGAAGGUCGUUGAAAUCGAUCCUGGCCAAUGGCGAUGCGAAAGAUGCGACAAGACGCACGAAAAGCCAGAAUACCGCUACAUUAUGUCUGUCAAUGUCAGCGACCAUACCGGUCAAUUGUGGGUCAGCUGCUUUGAUGAGACAGGCAGGAUGAUUAUGGGAAAGACGGCAGAUGAGUUGAUGGAGAUCAAAGAGGUGGAUGAUAAGGCCUUGGGCGACAUCUUCUCGGAGGCGAACUGCAGAACCUGGAAUUGGAAGUGCAAGGCCAAGUUGGACAGCUUCCAAGAACAACAACGGUACGUGAUUUUUUGUAUUCAUCAGUCAUUCUGCUUGGACAAUAUGCUUACAUUGAGACCAGGGUUCGCUACCAAAUAAACUCAGCGUCGCCAUUGAAUUAUGUGACCGAAUCUCAGAAACUCAUCGAUUUGAUCAAGAAAUAUGGAACGGAUUAAGAGAGUAUGUGCUGUCACUAGAGAUAGCUUGUGGGUUUGCGCGCGACUAUGUGUGGCACAGUGCAUGGGAGACCACGGCCUCUUUAUGCCAUAGCCCGAAGACGAAAAUCACAUUCUGGACGAAGGUAAAUUGCUGCCCUAGUCAGUUUUUAUGUAUGGAAUGAAGUGCACCAUCAGUUUCUGGAGCUGUACAGUAUGAAUAGUUUCAUUAGUCG